UUUUGUUGCGGUCACGGAGCAGUUUCAGCGGCUGUCAGUCAAGGGCGGCUAUUCCGGAUGCGGCAGACGAGCUGUCCUCCUCCCGUCUCUUGUUUUUCCUCGCGCAGCAUCAUUUUGGAUAAACAGGAUUCUUGCAAGAUUUUGUUUUGAGGCCGGAAAUUUUAAACAUUGUAUAGCAUAUGAAAAGUACUGGCAUAAGUACACAAUGAGGAUACACAGUAAAAUGUGUCUGACCAUCAGACAUCUAUCCCAGAGAGCUAAGAGUAUUCUGCAGGGCCAUGAGUAUGUGGCAUGUUACGAGGUAAAGGCCAAUGCUCACGUCUAUGCAUCGAAACAGAAGAAGAUUUCAGAGAUUAUGAGAUGGAACACAGAAAACAAAAUGCUGUUUGGAUCCAUACAGACAGUAAAGAAGUCUGUAAAGAAUACUAGUAAAACAUCUGCAUCAAAACCAAGAAAUAUCACUUCAAAGGUGUCCAGCAAAGUGAAGACUGAGUUGGAUGGCACAACAAAAAGAAGGCUGGAAGAAAUGUAUCAGACGUCAGUGGGGAGUGGAGGUGAAAGCAACCAGAAAGAUGAUUGUCAGUUUGAAGACAAAAUGCUGCCAUCUGAUGGUGAUACUAAACAGGUCAAGAUCAGAUUUUUGGAUGAAGUAGGAAGUACAGAACAAAAUGUUAUGAGUGCUGCUGACCUUACUGAUGCUGAAACAGAUCCCUUGUUAUGGAAUUCAAGGAGAGAACCUGACAUACCUAAACUCAAGGCUGUUCCAACUCUUGCAAAGAAACCUAAAACAAGGCCUGUAAUAAUUAAAGUUGCAGAUUCGUCAGAAACAUGCACAGUUAAAUUAGAUGAAAGUGGCACUAGUUCUACUGGAUUGGAGUCACGUCUUGGCAAAGAAUCUGUAAAUGAAGCCUUCUCUCCACCAAGUGAAAUAAACUUUGUUCUUCAGUGCCCACUGACACCAUCAGCUAUGUCAAACUUUGAUGAAGCCCAAAACUUUCGGAGUUUAAUUGAAAGAUUCAGUUUACGUUUGACACCAACAGUAAACACAGUACUGACCAAAACAAGAACUGAAAUAAGUAACUUUUUUCUCCUGCGCUGGCGUGAAAACAUGAUUAAGACGCUUGGAGAAGAUGGAUUCAAGAAGCACCAGGAAGCAACUAUUUGGCAAGGCACUACCUUCCAUGCAUGUAUUCAGCAGUAUCUGUCAGGCACACCAGCGAAAGAGAUAGAUAUUAAGGAGAACAUUGAAGGAUACUGGUCAAGUCUAGCUAAAGUCUUGCCCGACAUCUCAGACAUUAAGGCUGUGGAGACACCAGUCUCUCAUCCUUUGCUUUUCUACAGAGGCACAUUUGAUUGCAUUGCAGCUUACAAGAAUGUCUUGUACGUCAUUGAUUGGAAGACCUCCAACAAGCCAAAACCUUUGAUAAACAACCUGUUUGAUAAUCCCAUACAAGUAGCUGCUUAUUUGGGUGCCAUAAAUGCCUCCACGGAAAUUACCAGUAAACUGGGAGCAGUGGAUCACGCAGCAAUAGUUGUUGCCUAUGAGAAUGGUGAAGCAGCACAUGUGCACCGUAUGUCUCCAGCACUGUGUUCCUAUUACUGGAAUCAAUGGUGCCAGCGCCUGCAUCAGUACUGGACACAGGUAGCUGCUGAAAAAGCGAAGUAACAGUCAUGGAGACUUUGUCAGAAGCCAGUCUUAAACUUAACAAUGAAACAAUUUGUUCUUUCUUAGGGGCAUUUUUUUUUUAUUGCAGUUUUAAUCCGCAUUCAGCUUUAUUUUUGAAGAACUGCAUAUUCUGUCAAGUUUCAUAACUGAUAUUAAUAAACUGAAUUAUAUUUUGUUAAGUGCAUUUAUAUGUGUUACUGAAAGGACUGCUUCUUCUUGUCAAGUUUUAUACUUGAGGUUAAUAUAACAAACUGAAUCCAUCUUGUUUGGUUCAUUUAUAUUUUCACUGAAAACACUUGUUACAUUUCUGACAUUGCUUUUUCAAAUACACUGUAUAUGCAGUCUGUCUUCCACAGGAUGGAAUAUGUUCACCGUUUUGUGUUC
Pomacea canaliculata is the source of this 2050-nucleotide messenger RNA. RefSeq lists its product as uncharacterized. Gene Ontology annotation, cellular component: mitochondrion. Gene Ontology annotation, molecular function: single-stranded DNA exodeoxyribonuclease activity. Gene Ontology annotation, biological process: mitochondrial DNA replication. NCBI's taxonomy places the organism in Eukaryota, Metazoa, Mollusca, Gastropoda, Architaenioglossa, Ampullariidae. The coding region runs from base 206 to 1666 and encodes 486 amino acids. The record is from RefSeq and is a predicted model, not a curated record. The transcript is spliced from 6 exons.